AUUUGCCGAAUUUUUCCUUUUUAAUUUGUUCCUCUAGUUUCUCUGAUUUGCGCGCGCCGCGAAAAAACAAAAACAACCAACAUGAACUCACCACCAAAAUUGAAGAGAAAGAAGAAGGUGAAAGUUUGCCCCAAUCCUCUUUUUGUACAGUGGCUGACUGAUUGGCGAGACGCAGCAGCAGAAAAGGGAAUAAAAACUCAAUAUGCUUAUGGAAAGGCAUUGGUUGCACUGAAGAAGUACCCUCUUCCAUUUGAAUCUGGCAAAGCUGCAAAGAUCCUGGACAACUUUGGAGACAAAAUAUGUGGCAUGCUAGAUAAGAAGUUAGAAGAGCACUAUGCUAAACAAGCUGAAAGUCCCCCAGCAGUAGUUGAUAUAGACAAUGAUGACAGUGAUGAAAUCGUAGAUAUACAGUCCAGUUCUGCAGCUGAGUAUACUAACAUCUUACAAGAUAAAGCUGUAAAUGAAGGAACGAGAAAAAAGAAGUCAUCUCCUAGAAGUGCUACAAAGCGAGAAUACAUUCCUCUUCAUAGAUCUGGUCCUUACAGCUUGAUUCUCACUCUCUAUAGGAACCAUACAAGACCAGGAAGUAAGGGAUACAUGCACAAAACUGAAUUACAAGAUGCUGCUCAACCAUUGUGUGACAAGGCUAUGAAGAUACCUGAUCCUGGUUCCCAUUAUACUGCAUGGUCAUCUAUGAGUACUCUAAUCAAUAAGGGAUAUGUCUACAAGGAAGGUAGUCCAGCAAGGUACAUAAUUACAGAGUCUGGAUGUGACCUUGCACAUAAGAUAGAAGCAGUUGAUAUUCAGCAACCUACCACAGUAUCACCAUCAGUCCCGGGAAGGUUGCCUUCAACAGCACAGCAACCUGCAACAGAUCAUCUACCAAGGAUACCACCCUUAGAUAACACCACAGCAGUAGAUCAUGAAGAUCAUAUAUCAAUAUUAGCAUCAAGGAGUAUUUGCAGGUCAGUACUUAAUGUUCCGAACUACUGCUACGUCGAUGACCAAGGGAGAGAAGUUACAUUGAAGGACGAAGCAGCUGUCACCGUUAAUGAUGAUGGAGUUGGUUUCUUGAUAAAAUGCUCAGAAACAUCAUUGCAAUCCAGCUCACUACGCUACAGUAUUGACAGGGAGAGGACUGCAGUGCAUGGUUUAUGUUAUGCGUUUCUUCACAAUGAUGAUGCCUCUGAAGUUUGUCCAGCCUCUAAGAGCUCACUUUCUGUAAAUGAAGAACUUGACAGAGUUGCUGAAAUAUCUAAGAAGGCAUCCCUCAGUCAUUCAGAAUCAGGAUCAUCUUAUGCUCCUUCUUCUUACCCAUCCUCAUUCAGGACACAUCAAAGCAGCUUCAGGGUGGAUUCUGAUGGCGCUACAAACAAAGAACAUAGAUCAGAGAAGACUAGUAGUGAUCACAUCAUGCCUGCUCCGGUAUUCACUCUCAGACCUGGCCAGUUUGAUGUUAUCCUGUGUGUUGAUAACUGUGAAACAACAGGUAUUGGUGGAAGAGAGGGCAAGGGCAGGAAGCACGUCCUCCUGAAAGAGCUUCAGAAGAAUGGGGUGAACCUUGAUGUGAGAAAGCUCCAGGUUGGUGACUUCUUGUGGGUUGCCAGAGAGAAGGGUAGUGCUGUUCCAGGGAUGCUCCAGAUGCCUCAAAGAAGAGAGGCAGUACUUGACUAUGUGGUAGAGCGUAAGAGGAUGGAUGAUCUGUGUUCCAGCAUCCAGGAUGGACGAUUUAAAGAACAAAAGUUUCGUCUAAAGCAAUGUGGUCUUGGUCACCCUAUCUAUCUAGUAGAAGACUUUGGUUCAACGGAUCACAUGUCCAUUCCAGCUGCUACUCUGCUUCAGUCUGCUGUCAAUACACAGGUGAUUGAUGGCUUCUUUGUGAAGAAUACACAUGACAGCAAAGAAUCAGCUGCCUACCUUACUAUCAUGACCAGAUACCUUAACAGCCUCUACUCGGGAAAGACAAUAAAAGCAUACCAAAGAGAGGAUUUGGACAACAUAUCACAUUUGACUGAUAUGAACUCUCAUCAACAACACUGCCUUACAUUUAGAGAGUUCAAUGAAUCAUCUGUUAAAAACAAGGAAACUACGGUAACAGAAACAUUUGCAAAACAUCUCUUGCAGUUCAAUGGCAUGACAGCAGAGAAGGCAUUGGCUCUAACACAGCUUUACCAAACACCCUCAGAUCUGAUGAGAGCCUAUGAAUCCUGCAGUCUUCCUUCAGAUCAAGAGAAAAUGCUUGCCAAAAUCAAGUAUGGUCACUCACAAAGAAACAUGGGGCCUGCAUUGAGUAAACUGGUCUAUCAGCUAUAUUGUUCAUCAAAUGCCCUAACAUGAAUCUUGUGAUAUUAGAGCUGUCACCGACUGUUUAGAAUGGUUGAUUUAUGCAACGAACUGUUUUGAAUUUACAAAGCGAGUGAAGAACAUCAUAAUGAAGAACCAAGAAAAGCAACAACUUAGGAUGUCUGAAAUGAUUCUAAUAUAGGGAACAAUUAGUUUUUUUGUGGAUUCUAAUGUGUAAUUUGUACACUGAUUAUAUGAAAUGCAAUGUAAGAAAUGAUUCAUUUUGUUCAUCCAACAUUUCUUUGUGGAAAAGCUCUUCUGCAGCAGAUAAUUGCUUGACCAUAUUUAUUCAGAUGCAAUAAAAGAACUAAUCAAGGAGCACCGUUUUCUUUUAAAUCAAAGUAAGCUCAAUAUGCGUAUCUGAUUAAGUAUGUGUUGGGAUUUCACCCCCAAAUCACUGUAAAUGCAAACUUAGGCCCUCUGUGCAAGCCUUGCGUGUGACUUGCUGGUAACUAUUUUUGCUUCCCACAGGUUGCAUGCAUCUCACACACAAUUGCCACCAGAAGUGCAUGCAAGUCUGAUUUUCAUGCAGAAAAGUCUUGAACAUGCUCAAAAAAUUUUGGCUGGUGAGUUGCGGGCAAUCACCCGCAACUCACCUGCAAGGUUCGCACAGAACGAUGUGACAAGGACUUUAACCUUAGUCACUCGUGUGACAUUUUAAUACUCAUGAAUGAAGUAUAGGUUGAAUCUGUUUGCAGCACAAAAAUCAAUGAAGGUGGUGCAAGGUAUGGUUUGCAUAAUCUGACCAAAAAACUCAUUUGACAUUUGAGAUUAUUUAUUUCUUUGAAUGACUAAUGGUAGAUGUUUUUUUAUAUACUUUUUGUUUGUUCUUAAAGGACAAGUCCACCCCAACAAAAAGUUAAUUUGAAUAAAUAGAGAAAAAUCAAACCAGCAUACACGCUGAAAAUUUCAUCAAAUUCGGAUGUAAAAUAAGAAAGUUAUGGCAUUUUAAAGUUUCGCUUAUUUUUCACAAAACAGUUAUAUGCACAUCCUGGUCGGUAUGCAAAUGAAGAGACUGAUGACGUCAUCCACUCACUAUUUCUUUUGUAUUUAUUAUAUGAAAUAUUCUAAUUUUCUCAUUAUCAAGUGAAACAACGAUUAAUUCCUUCCUGAACAUGUGGAAUUAGCAUUGUUUAAUACUAUAUGGUUCAAGCAACUUGGUCCUUUUUGUCAAAUCUGUAAAAAAAUUGUUUAUUGUAUAAUUCAAAUAAUAAAAAAAAAUAAAAUAAUGAGUGAUGGACAUCAUCGACUGACUCAUUCGCAGGACACUGAGUUGUGCAUAUCACUGUUUUGUGAAAAAUAAGCGAAACUUUAAAAUGCCAUAACUUUCUUAUUUUACUUCCGAUUUUGAUGAAAUUUCCAGCGUUAUGCUGGUUUGAUUUUUCUCUAUUUAUUCAAAUUAACAUUUUUCUGGGAUGGACUUGACCUUUAAUAAGGGAAUAUGCCAGAAUAGGAAGUAAAUUGUGUCAUUUCUACCUUAUGUAUGAAAAUAAAUAUUUAUGUUUGGACAUUUACAUGUGACAAUGGUGCUGAAUAAAGUAUAAAACUUGA
This is a messenger RNA of Lytechinus pictus (painted urchin), 3894 nucleotides long. RefSeq names its product crossover junction endonuclease MUS81-like. Lineage: Eukaryota; Metazoa; Echinodermata; Echinoidea; Temnopleuroida; Toxopneustidae. Gene Ontology annotation, molecular function: crossover junction DNA endonuclease activity; 3'-flap endonuclease activity; DNA binding. Gene Ontology annotation, biological process: double-strand break repair via break-induced replication; DNA catabolic process; mitotic intra-S DNA damage checkpoint signaling. Bases 82 to 2337 code for a protein of 751 amino acids. Gene Ontology annotation, cellular component: Holliday junction resolvase complex; nucleus. The record is from RefSeq and is a predicted model, not a curated record. The transcript is spliced from 18 exons.